AGUGCAGUUAGUCUUGUUAAGCUCUCCCAUGUACAAUGUGCCGACUGGGUGUGCUUCUUACGGGUCUGUUCUUGAUUGCUCGGCCGGCCCUUGGCCUUACCACCACCUACCGUAAUGUCACCGAGUUCCUUGGGCACCGCCAGAAACGUUAUCUGAUCUAUCAGAACAGCGGAUCGAUGAAGUUUAGCAUCGGACCAUCCCUGCCAAUACCCUUGGAGGAUCAUGUCACGUUUCGCUCCUGUGUACUGUCCUUCACGCUCCAGGGAGGAACCUAUUCGCUCCCCACCUCUCCCAUCUGGCCCUGGGACAAGUGGGAGGGAACUUUCGCCCGAUCCCUGACACAGAUGAGGCGAAACAUCGAGAGGCUGGCCGCCAGUGGAGACAUACGGUAUGCAGACGAUGCCAGACUGCUGGUCUAUACCGCUCUGGAGGAUUACAUGAGCAGACGGAAUGAGGACGUGGUCGUGGGGAGACAAUGCCUGCUUCGCUCCAUAUGCGAAAAUGCUCAAAUCCACCACCACAUUGGGGUGUUCUCUGAAAUCUUGAACAUUGUCCUGAGUCCUGGCAAGGCGGAUCUGGAUAAAUCGUACCACGAUGCCUAUAGCGCCGGCAAGGCAGGCGCCGAUUGCCUCGCUCUCUAUAGUUCCUGCCCACGCGGCGCCAACUUUCUGGACAAUCUACUGAUUGUGGAGCAUGAUUGAUUUACUGCUGGCGCUUCUCGUGAUCUCUCUCGCAGUGGGUGC
This is a messenger RNA of Drosophila subobscura, 743 nucleotides long. RefSeq lists its product as uncharacterized. Bases 36 to 701 code for a protein of 221 amino acids. The record is from RefSeq and is a predicted model, not a curated record. NCBI's taxonomy places the organism in Eukaryota, Metazoa, Arthropoda, Insecta, Diptera, Drosophilidae. The transcript has 2 exons.